Messenger RNA from Pseudomassariella vexata, 1637 nucleotides. RefSeq names its product RAI1 like PD-XK nuclease-domain-containing protein. Gene Ontology annotation, molecular function: mRNA 5'-diphosphatase activity. Lineage: Eukaryota; Fungi; Ascomycota; Sordariomycetes; Amphisphaeriales; Pseudomassariaceae. The record is from RefSeq and is a predicted model, not a curated record. Gene Ontology annotation, cellular component: cytosol; nucleus. The transcript has 9 exons. Bases 1 to 1185 code for a protein of 394 amino acids. Gene Ontology annotation, biological process: NAD-cap decapping; nuclear-transcribed mRNA catabolic process.
AUGUCUAAAUUUAACAUCCAGCCUGUCGCCCGCUUUGCUGGCGAUAGCCACCCUGUCAAGCGUCCGAAGGAAAUAGCUUGCUUCUCCUACGAUGACAACCACGAGUUCCACUUGGGAUACUCGUCAAUGAAAUGGUACUAUCCGCCUCAGCUGGGUACCGAUUUGUCAAAAGGAUUUGACAAGUUCGACAAACAUGAUGACUCUGCAGAUGAGCAUCUCGAUAGUCUUCUGCGGACCAUUAUGGCCCAUGAAGAAGAAGAAGGCAAGAAAAUCGAUGCGCAGAUCGUCACAUGGCGGGGGAUGAUCACCAAGAUCAUGUCAUCCCCAUUUGAGGACCGAGAUGGAUUCGAAAUGAAUGCUACUCUAUACCAAGUGCGCGAUUCUGAUGCUGAUCUGAAUAACAAGGAUUGCAUCAGUUUUAUCGAGGAGAACCAUGAGUAUAAGCAGGCGUCAAUGAAGGAGCAACGAAAACAACAAAAAAAGCAAGCAAAGCGUGGCGGGCAAUCACAACCACAGUUCUCACCCGAUGUGAUGUCAUUCUGGGGUUACAAAUUCGAAACUCUGUCGACGCUACCCGCUACCUGGGCUGAGACCAGUCGAGACUACAUCGAAAGUCGAGACGAGCAAGUUGUCAGCAACAAGGCACAGUAUUGCUCAGUUGUACGCACCGGUUUCGGUAAGACAAUCAUGUGUCUUGGAGGUGAAGUCGAUGCUCUCUGGGAUUCCAAGCCUAUGGCCCACGGGGCGCCCAUCAACUGGGUCGAACUCAAGACCAGCGCCGAGAUUCGCGAUGACAGAGGCAUGGCGAAUUUCGAGCGGAAACUCAUGAAAUUCUGGAUCCAGUCGUUCCUGCUCGGUGUCCCAAGAAUCAUCGUGGGUUUCCGUUCACAGCGAGGAAUCCUCACUAAGAUCGAGGAGAUCAAAACGGAGAGCAUUCCGAUCACGGCAGCCCAGCGCGGUGUCAAGACGUGGAACGCAAACAUGUGUAUCAACUUUGCUAGCGGGUUCCUGGAAUGGUUGAAGCAGGUGAUUAAUGACGAUGGAAUCUGGCGUAUCCGGAGACAGCCGAAAUCACAGACUAUUGAGGUGUUCCGAGUUGAGGAAGCUGGGCAUGGGAGGAUCAUCACGGACGAAUUCAUCAACUGGCGGAUAAAGUUGAGCCUGAAGAAGGUUGAUAGUACGUAAGGGAUUGUGAUGUUCAGCAUGCAAGCCCCAGGCCAACCUUGGGACUCCAUUGCAGCGGAUACACACUCAAGGGUCCGGAGCGGAUUGGUCUUGUGCACCAUCGUCUUGUAUUGCACAUGCGCAAAAUUUGGACGAGGUAAGGAACAUAAGGAAGUAUGCCGACUUUGGCAGCCCGAAGUCCCAUCAGCCAUUGCCAGAACGUGGGCGUGGGACUGCACCUAUCUAUUAAUGCUUGAAGUACGAAUCUUGCCGAUGUAGCAUAUUCGGCCAUGGUCAGAGUUCCGUUCGGCAUGUUUACCAACAGGUAGAGGAGAGCAGUAACUAGGCUUUCGGAGUAAGGUCAUCCUGGGAGGUUGGAUACAUAGUUGGUAGCGAUCAAAAGACAUUGGGCGUGUUUUGGCUUGCUUCUAUUUCUAUAUAUGUAGUCCGAGGCCACGACGCGUGUCUUGCUA